CUAUUCCCCGUGUGUGAUGCCAACGAAUCGUGCACAUAUCGCCUGAACACGGUGGUCGUUGUCACGGAGCACCAGCGGAGGUGUCAGCAGGGUGAUCCAAACACUCCCCAAUCCUCCCCCAAAAUAAUAACGACAAGCUCCAAAACAACAGCCUGUUCCACUCCCCGGUGGUGCUGUGAAUCUCAGAGGUGUAGUGCCAAGGAAAAAGGGGGGUAAACGUAAAAAUAAAAAGAAAAAAAAACGUUGAAAAAAAGUGAAGCAGAAGGGUAUCCGGCGUCUGAGCGGAGUGACAAGGACAGUGAAUCCAAGUUGAGAGUGAGUGAGAGAGUUGAGGGCGCAGGAGUUGCAGUCUUGGAUAUUCCUCAGUUUUGCAUUUCAAUAUCUCCCUCCAAGGGGAGCAAUAAUAAACGGGGAGUGCAAUCGUAUAAACAAUUGUCAAGUGAUCAUCGUGUGUCAACAAACGCGGGAAACCAGUGAGUGACUGGCGAGUGUUAAAAAAUCGAUCGAGUUGAAUAAUAAUUCAACGGUUUUUUUUUGGAAAACUUGAGAUUCGCUGGGGUUUUUCUUUGUCACGGGAUUCUCCCCUUGAGUUAUUAAACCCACGGGGAUCGAUGUCUGUGGUGUGAGGGAGGUGAAAACAUGGCUGAGGAGCUGCUGGUCACGCUUAGCAGAAACGACACAGCGGGAUUCGGAUUCUCCCUGCUUGGUACUGCCGGGUUACCUCACGUCAUCUACGAUAUUGUUGAAAAUUCACCGGCAGCUGAGUGCGGAAAGGUAGAAGCUGGAGACGUAAUCCUCGGCGUAAACGACAUCGACGUUAAUCGUUUCACCACCAAGGAAGUGCUCAAAUGUUUACGAUUGUCCUCGGAUCCAGUCACCCUAAAGCUCCGGAGGGAUCCAGCGAUAAAAGCACACGUGAGACGAUUACUAGCCCCGGGGCAGGAGUUUGUGGACGAAGUGAGUUGUCCACGUGUGGGUGUAGAUGGAAGAGCAAACUCUGGUAACAGCGAGGAGAAGAAGAAGAAGGUGAAGGGAAGAAAGGGUGGAUCACCGGAGUUGCCAGUUGGUUCGCCACAGGCACCAACUGGUGCGCAGUAUGCAUCACGAAGUAAUGGAUCAUACAGCGAUGCCUCAGGCUCAUCCGAGUUUGAGGCGAUUUUACCAGUUACAGACAGUUUCAAAGAGGAGGAACGUGCCCAGUGGGAGCCCCUAUCAGGCGACAAAUUUACAAGGCAAAAAAAUACACCGAGAUUCGAGGCAUACAUGAUGACAGGAGAUCUCAUGCUGAAUCUCUCUCGAACUCAACAGAGCACUGGUUUCCUACCGAAAUACCAGAAAAAAGUUGAUUCCCUUCGUUACAACAACCAUUACAUCCAUCGUCAUCACAAUUAUCACAAUCAUCACCAUCACAACUCAGUUCCAACGAGUCCAAACGAGAUGCUGGGCCAUCGCUCGUACAAAACUACUGGUUCUAAUUCAGCGACGACCUCACCAGUGGGUACAGGUAAACGUGAUCCUAACCAGUGUCCAAGCAUAGUCGAUACCAAGUCAAAUGUCACGAAUUUUGGUUACUCGAGUGGUUUCGUGAGGACAUCGAGGUCCGAGGAUCACCUCCAGUUCCAGAAGGAUCCAUCGAUGAGUGCUGUGGACAUUGAUAUCGAUGAGGAUGUCACAUCAAGUCUCAAUACACUGUUGGACACUCGGCCCGACAGUGGACAGGGUAUAGGUAUAUCCAGUGAGAGAAUUGUGUGGACGUAUAAUGCACCAGUGAGUUCCCCCUCGGCAUCAGCAUCGGAUCGCACCUCGUGCUGUCAGAAUGGCAGCUCAUCCCAGUCAUCCAGCAGCUCAGAGGGUACAAGUCCACAGCGAUCUCUAUCCCCAGCCUCUCCAACCUCAGUCUCAUCAUCAGUCAUGUCAUCCAAUUCUGGAUCACGCAGAUUUCCUCUGCCAUCAGCAGGAAAUCCUUUUCCCCAAUCCAACAAUAAUUCAAAUUUACCCAACUGCCAGGCAGGCACACCAAGCAUUCAUCCGACUAACGGCGAUCUCAGCCAAUCAGAGGCCAUCAGCAACAUGUCAAGCCCUGAUUACAAUGACGAAGAGACUAUGGAUAUUCUCAGUGCACGUGAUAUUAUGAUGGUUAGUGAUCCAAGUGACAGUGACUCGACGAUCCUCGCGAGUGAACCACCGCAGAGGAGAAAAACUAAAAAGAGCAUUGGUUAUGGAGCGGAGCACAGCCAGUCGAGUGAGCACAGGAUUGUGAUACAGGUGAAGGGGCCUGAGAAGGAGAGCAGAAGUUGCAGCAGUCCAAAAAAUCGAAGGAGAAGUAACAGCGGUGGUAGUGAACACCAGAGACCAUCGUCUGGCGAGUUGAAGGAAUACGAGGAUGAAAAAGAAAUACAUGUUGGUUCGUGCGAUGAACAGAAACAGAGUGGACAGUCACCACCGCAAUCAGCUGACGAGGAGAGUGACAUUGAGAGCCUGCAUAGCUUCCAUUACAGUCCUAAAGCUGUUGAUCUACCGUCAGCAGUGAGAUUGGCCAAGAGAUUGUACUCGCUCGAUGGUUUCAAGAAGUCAGACGUGUCCAGGCAUCUCAGUAAAAACAACGAUUUCUCCAGAGCAGUUGCUGAGGAAUACCUGAGAUAUUUCAGUUUUGAGGGGGACACGCUGGACGUGGCACUCAGAAAGUUUCUCGCCCAAUUCUCACUGACUGGUGAGACUCAGGAGAGAGAACGUGUGCUUGUACAUUUUUCAAAGAGAUACAUCGACUGCAAUCCCGGCUCCUUUAAUUCACAAGAUGCUGUGCACACAUUGACGUGCGCUAUUAUGCUCCUCAAUACCGAUCUUCAUGGGCAGAAUAUCGGGAGAAAAAUGUCGUGCUCCGAGUUCAUUGAGAAUCUCUCGGAGCUAAACGACGGUGAUAAUUUUCCUCGGGAGGUACUCAAACAACUCUACACAGCUAUCAAGUCUUAUCCCCUCGAGUGGGCACUUGAUGAGCAGGGGGAGGACAUGGGGUCUCAGGUGAUUCAGCAGGGCGAUGGGCCAGCGAUAUCAGCAUCCGGCAAUCCAUUUCUUGAUGUGCCAAAUGUCACUGGUGCUACUGAAUUCAAGAAGGGUUACGUCAUGCGCAAGUGCUGUUACGACGCUAAUGGAAAGAAAACUCCGUUUGGUAAACGAGGCUGGAAAAUGUACUACUGUACACUUCGGGAACUUGUAUUAUAUCUGCAUAAAGACGAGCAUGGCUUUCGUAAUGACAGCCUGCACAAUGCCAUAAGAAUUCAUCAUGCAUUAGCGACAAAGGCAUCGGAUUACACGAAGAAGCAGCACGUGUUUAGACUGCAAACUGCUGAUCAGGCCGAGUAUCUCUUCCAAACUAGUGAUUCGAAGGAGCUCCAGUCAUGGAUUGACACGAUAAAUUUCGUAUGCGCGAGCUUUUCGUGCCAGCCACUCGCCGGAGCGGUAGGUUCACAACGAAAGUUUCAACGGCCUUUGCUUCCCUGCAGUCACACCAAAUUGACGCCUAGAGAACAAUUAAGGGACCACGAAGAGAGGGUGAAUAGACUUGAGGGAGAGCUGGAGGAGCACCGGAGGCAUCCACCUGAGCGUGGAGCCAAGGCUCUCACUGUUCAGAAUUACAAGGAGAAGGAUACCUAUCUUCAUUACGAGUUGAAGAGAUACAAAACGUACGCCUAUCUCCUGCGUUCUCGUCUGGCAUUUACCGAGGUUGAGUCAUCCCUCGUGGAGAGCAGCAUUGGUGAAGUUGACGAAGGUGGAGGUGUACUACUGAAUCCUGAUGUUGGUCUAGUACCGCCACCAGUACCAGAUCGUCCAGCAACAAAUAGGUACAGUUACAGAGCUGCCAUUUACAACCGUAAUCUCCUAAAUGGUCAGGACUACGGCGGGGACAUUGGUUGACGCGUCAUGGGUGUUUUUUCGGCGUGCGUCAUCUAAUAUUUUAAAUAAUUACUAAUAUACACAGGCAGGAUUGAAAAAAAAACCAUAUUCUAAAAGUAAACGACAGUUUAAAUCCAUUGAUAGAGAUUAAAAAUAAAGACAGUAUCAAUUAUUGCAAGCACAAGGGAUAAAUAAUGUUUUAAUUGGAGGUAAUGAAAUUAAUUAAUUAAUGAGAGAUAUAAUGAGGGAUAUGUGAGUCUUCGAGUGCAUUGAACUACUGCCUGUGUGUAACACAACGCCGAAGUUAUUUAAUUAUUAACAGUUGGUGGAUUGGAUGGGGUCGAUAGAUUAAUUUUUGUUUAUCGAUUGUUUUAUUUAUUGAUUGAAGUCCUUGUCGAAGGGGUUGAUUAUGAAUAUGAACAUCUCACUGUGUAAUAUUAAUUAGCGCUCAAUUAUUAAUUAACGAGGGCUCAACUCGUUUUUCAACAGCUGAAAGUAUGCGACAUGGUGCUGGUCUCUGGUUUAUUUACAAUAAAAUAUUUUUAAGGUUUUUUUAAUAUCCAGUGAUAUUUCAGUGAUAAUGAGGUUUAUCAAUUUGUUUGAUUAAUUGAAAUAUUUAUACUGGAUGUUAAAUUGGCUCUUCGCUUUCAUCGUACUGAUAACAUCGGUUAUAAUUUAAUUAACAAAACGAUUGUCAUUUGCAACAUAUAGUUUCAACUCACGAUAAUUAGGUGUAACCAUUGCUUCAUUGCCUCUCUAACAUCUAAGGAUCUGAUUUUUCAAUCUGUACUUUUGUAUAAGUAGAAUAUUAUUUUUCUAUAUUAUUUAAUCUUCUUGUUGUUUCGAGAUACGUAAUGGAGGUGUCAAUUAGAAUUUUUGAACAUCAAGUUACAUCCAUAUUCCUAUUAUAGUUCUGAUUUACAUUUAACAGUUAGUCGUUUUUCCAUCGAUAUUUCAUUCGAAACGUAAGAAUGUCGAUGAAGUAAUCUCAGUGAAGAUUUACGAUUGAUGCUCCAAAGGCCAAAGAAUAUAUUUAAUCAAUAAUUCUAGCUCCAACAUCAAUGAUUAACAGCUCAAGACUGCAUAAACUGAGCAUCUCGAUGAAAAUAUUCCGGAAUAUUUCUUCCUCAAUCAAUAAAAUUCAUUUUGAAUUUUGUUCGCGUUUGUUUCAUUAAAUUGUUGGCGUUGAAAAAUCGUUAGAAAGUGAAUGGAGUUGAAUUACGCAUUGAAAGCUUUAACUAGAUAUUUUGAAUUACGUAACUUAUGCAUUUGAGGUAUUUUUGUUGGAUAAAAAUUAUAAAAAUUGUUUUCUUUGGGAGAUAACGAUUAGGAGUUUAAAAGUGAUAGUAUUAAUUCUAGAGAGAUGUAGUCAUGAGAUCUGAGAUUAUGGAACUGAGGGAUUAAUGAUUUAUGAGGAUAUAGUGAUGUAGCCUUUUGUAAUAAUUGUUUACAACAAUGCGUUGCAGUAUUACGUAAAUGUAGGGGUUCAUCGCGAUAUAAAUGAGAGUUGACAUCCACUAAUUUGGGAAUUCCAUAGAUAGAUUUGUACAAUUAUAAAGUGAGAGUAGAUUGGAAUUCUGGUUCAACUCGAUUCAGUCGGAGUUUGUAGAUCAUUUUCGUUUGAUUGAAUUAAUGAAUAUUGGGAAGGUGUCAUUGAGGACAUCAUAAUCAAAAUGAUCAGCUUGGCAGUUGUUUGCAGCUCUAAAGAUAUUAAAUAGUAUUUUUCGAUAAUUCAUUCCAGGGUUUUAGCAGUCGAGAAAAUGCUCUCGAUAUUCCCAUUGAUUUACUCAUUAAUUUUAACUUGUCCAUCAUUAACAGUCACAGUUCAUAAAAUCCUGUCUCCCAUUUUUAAAUUACCUUUAUAUACACAUUAAAACCAUUGAACAGGAAUUAAAACUAAUACGAGAGGCGUAAGAGAUUAUUCAUUUAGUCCUUGUAUAAAGCUGUAAAUAUAUGUGGAUAUUUGAAGCUAAUGGCAAUAAAGAUUAAAUUAUCUCCAAACGAUUUAGGCUGAAUAUUCUUAAUGUGCGUAUUCCCAAUAAUUAACGAAGUACUAUAACAAUCUGAAAUAUGUGCACGUCACAUCAACUAUUAUUAUAGUUUCGCACUCAUCUGCACUGCAUGCUGCAUGUUAUAUCAUUCAAAUUAAUAAACUCUCUCAUUGGAUUUGGGCAUAUCGAGGAGUGAAGUUCAUCACAAUAACAAGCUCCCAGUUGUUCGACGACGAUUGUAUCCCAAGUAAUAAGGAAAUUGAUUUGUUGCAU
This is a messenger RNA of Fopius arisanus, 6155 nucleotides long. RefSeq names its product Exchange factor for Arf 6 (gene Efa6). Lineage: Eukaryota; Metazoa; Arthropoda; Insecta; Hymenoptera; Braconidae. Gene Ontology annotation, molecular function: guanyl-nucleotide exchange factor activity; protein binding; phospholipid binding. Gene Ontology annotation, biological process: regulation of ARF protein signal transduction. The transcript is spliced from 12 exons. The record is from RefSeq and is a predicted model, not a curated record. The coding region runs from base 640 to 3912 and encodes 1090 amino acids.